Giardia duodenalis is the source of this 1056-nucleotide messenger RNA. RefSeq names its product putative tRNA pseudouridine38/39 synthase. The record is from RefSeq and is a predicted model, not a curated record. Gene Ontology annotation, molecular function: pseudouridine synthase activity; RNA binding. Gene Ontology annotation, biological process: mRNA pseudouridine synthesis; tRNA pseudouridine synthesis. Bases 1 to 1056 code for a protein of 351 amino acids. Lineage: Eukaryota; Fornicata; Diplomonadida; Hexamitidae. The transcript has a single exon. Gene Ontology annotation, cellular component: cytoplasm; nucleus.
AUGCGGGUUGCUCUGCUCGUUGCCUUCCACGGAACUGCCUUCCACGGCAACGCAUACCAGCCCACUGGAGGCUCGACGGUCGAGGGAGCCCUUUUUGAGGGGUUGCAGAAGACAGGAUAUCUUAAGGAAAAUGAGACCAUUAAGGAUAUAGAACUGGAGCGCACCGGAAGAACCGACGCAGGUGUUUCUGCUGAGUGCAUGCUGUACACGCUGCAGCUCGGCAAGCUCGUCCCAGCCGUUCCCUGCCUGCCUCCUCACAACUCUAGGGUACUUGGAGCUUUGGAGGGUCUUCCGAUUGAGCCGAGUUCUAUUUGUAUUCACACAUCAGGCUCAGCUACAUGCCUUGCUUUCCACCUCAAUCGGGUUCUUCCGUCGCAGAUACGGGUCUUAGGGUUAUCGACAGCCAUUCCAAAGGACUUCUCUGCACGACACUCUUGUGUUGCACGAGAGUAUGAAUACAUUCUAGGUUAUAACGUACCGCCAAAUCUGCGCGAGAAAGCAAACUCAGCAGCGCAGCGCUUCCUUGGGUCUAAUAGCUUCCAUAAUUUCUGUCACCAUGAAAGGGAUCACAAGACAGUUUACAACAGGCAAAUAUAUUGCUCUGAGGUAUAUGAACACGAAAAUGCGUGCAUUUUUCACGUAAUUGGAUCCGCAUUUUUGUAUCACCAGGUGCGCUAUAUGGCUAGUAUGUUAAUACAUAUAAUGGCAGGUCUAGAGAACGAAUCUGCCAUAGAGUAUCUCUUGACAAAAGAGCUAUCAAUAUCCGGGCACUCCUUCCCUCUGGUUCCCUCACGGUAUCUUACUUUUAAAUGCGGGUGGUACCCUCCAUUGCCUAGCAGUGGAUCCUUUUAUUGCUCCAUUAGAGCAUAUGAGGAACUCGUCAAACACGUGCUAGCAAACAAUGGCUUUCCACGCUCGCUGUUGAGCCAUCGAUUUGAAGGAGAGCCCUUGCCCGUGCUCCACACAUUAAAUAUAAAUAAAAAAGUUCCAUACCAAUCCGUGGAACAAUUAGCUAAUCACAGGGAAAAUACCAAAGUAAAGGUAGUCAAGGGAUAG